GAUGCCAGACACCUGAACAAACCAAUUUUCCUCGAUUGAGUCGCCUGUAGCUAUACAAUCCCCCCACCCCCAUGUCUCAUUGGAAUGGUAGCAGCAGGCGAGCGCUGCUCCUACGUUGAACGUGGAGAACUUCACGCGGGCUUUAUAAUCGGAUCUACUGAGGGAACCUCCUGCAGAGCUCUUGGAUUUUUACUUUCGCAGACGAUGGAAACACGAGGAGUGCGUGUAUGAAGACAUGGCAGGGCUGUGCACAUCCGGGCUACAGUACCGUGACUCCAUUAUUUUCUGUUCACUGUGAAACUGCAACGAAAAGGCUUCACGCUCAACUCGUUUUUCUGACAUCGUAACCCUGGGUUAAGGAAAAAGGACAUGUCUAAUCAAGGAGUUAGAAGAAAUGGACCAGUGAAAUUGCGUUUAACAGUGCUUUGUGCAAAAAACCUGGUGAAGAAAGACUUCUUUCGGCUGCCAGACCCCUUCGCAAAAGUGGUGGUGGACGGUUCAGGACAAUGCCACUCAACAGACACAGUGAGAAACACUCUGGACCCCAAAUGGAACCAACACUAUGACCUGUAUAUUGGGAAGUCGGACUCCAUCACCAUCAGCGUGUGGAACCAUAAGAAGAUCCAUAAAAAACAGGGGGCAGGAUUUCUGGGCUGCGUACGACUCCUCUCCAACUCGAUUAACCGACUCAAAGACACGGGCUAUCAACGUUUGGACCUCAACAAGUUGGGACCCAAUGACAGUGACACAGUGAGGGGACAGAUAGUAGUAAGUCUUCAGUCCAGGGACAGAAUAGGCAGUGGAGGGCCAGUCGUAGACUGCAGUCGUCUAUUCGACAAUGAUUUGCCUGACGGCUGGGAGGAGAGAAGAACUGCUUCUGGCCGGAUCCAGUAUCUGAAUCAUAUCACACGCAGCACUCAAUGGGAGAGACCUACAAGGCCUGCGUCAGAGUACUCGAGCCCCGGCCGGCCCCUCAGCUGCCUGGUGGAUGAGAACACACCCAUCAUGACGCCCAAUGGGGCGGCGGGUGUACCUGCAGAUGACCCUCGCAUGCAAGAGCGGAGGGUUCGCUCUCAGAGACACAGAAAUUACAUGAGCAGAACUCACCUACACACACCACCCGACCUGCCCGAAGGAUACGGUUCGUUCAAAGACACACACCAGUUCUUCCACAAAAAAUGUUCAGCUUGCAAAGAGCAACGGACCACACAGCAGGGCCAGGUGUACUUUCUCCACACACAGACCGGCGUCAGCACGUGGCAUGACCCCAGAGUGCCCAGGGAUCUUAGUAACGUGAAUUGUGAGGAGUUGGGUCCGUUGCCUCCAGGCUGGGAGAUUAGGAACACGGCCACUGGACGGGUUUACUUUGUAGACCACAACAACCGAACCACUCAGUUCACAGAUCCGCGUCUCUCUGCUAACCUGCACCUUGUCCUAAAUCCCAGUCCAAAUGGUUCCCGAAGUGGCGUUGAGGCUCAGAGCAGUCGUCCCGGGCAGCUGAAGGAGCAGGCUCAGUCUGUCGUGUCUCCCGGAAAUCUACCAGAAGAUCCAGAAUGUCUCACGGUGCCCAAGUACAAGCGAGAUCUGGUGCAGAAGCUGAAGAUCUUGAGACAGGAGCUGUCCCAACAGCAGCCUCAGGCGGGACACUGCCGUAUCGAGGUCUCCCGCGAGGAGAUCUUUGAGGAAUCAUACCGGCAGGUGAUGAAAAUGAGGCCGAAGGACCUGUGGAAGAGGUUGAUGGUGAAGUUUAGAGGAGAGGAGGGUCUCGACUAUGGAGGAGUUGCUAGGGAGUGGUUAUACUUGCUUUCACAUGAGAUGUUGAAUCCGUACUACGGGCUCUUCCAGUAUUCACGAGAUGACAUUUACACGCUACAGAUCAACCCUGACUCUGCUGUUAAUCCAGAGCACUUGUCCUAUUUCCACUUUGUGGGGAGGAUCAUGGGAAUGGCGGUUUUCCAUGGCCACUAUAUAGAUGGUGGCUUUACUCUACCCUUCUAUAAGCAGUUGCUAGGGAAAUCCAUCACUCUCGAUGACAUGGAGUCAGUAGACCCGGAUCUCCAUAACAGCCUCGUCUGGAUCCUCGAUAAUGACAUCACUGGGGUGUUGGACCACACGUUUUGCGUAGAACACAACGCAUACGGAGAGAUCAUUCAACACGAAUUAAAACCCAAUGGCAAGAGCAUGCCCGUCACCCAGGAUACCAAGAAAGAAUAUGUCAGGCUGUAUGUGAACUGGCGUUUCUUGAGGGGUAUCGAGGCUCAGUUUCUGGCCCUGCAGAAAGGAUUCAACGAGGUCAUCCCUCAACAUCUUCUCAAGUCAUUUGAUGAGAAAGAGUUGGAGCUUAUUGUGUGUGGCCUCGGUAAGAUCGACAUCAACGACUGGAAGUCAAACACUCGUCUGAAGCACUGCACGACUGACAGUAACAUCGUGAAGUGGUUCUGGCGGGCCAUUGAGUCAUACGAUGAGGAGCGGAGAGCCAGGCUGCUGCAGUUUGUCACCGGCUCCUCAAGAGUUCCCCUGCAAGGAUUCAAAGCCCUGCAAGGUGCUGCCGGACCACGUCUUUUCACCAUCCACCAGAUCGACGCCAGUACCAACAACCUGCCCAAAGCGCACACUUGCUUCAACCGGAUCGACAUUCCUCCAUACGAGAGCUACGAUAAACUCUACGACAAACUGCUGACGGCCAUCGAGGAGACCUGCGGCUUUGCUGUGGAAUGAUAGUGUUUCGCUAGCGGCCGCAGAGGUACCUUUCACCAGGCGGGUCAGUCCUGUCACACAACUGACCGAACCGCGGGCCUCACGUUUUCCCCUUGCGGAAGACGAGACUCAGACGGAACGGCUGAUGAUGGGUGGAUCAAGCCACAGCACUCGAAGUCGAAUGCUGCUAUAUGGAAUUUUCUGCAUUAUUUGAAAAGAAGAAACAACUUGUCUUUUCAGCUGCUAGUAACUCUUUGACUUUUUACUUACUAUUUUUUGGAUCCUCCUCCUUUUUUUUUGUUGUCCAUAUGUUGAUUUUUUUUUUUUUUUUUUUUUUGGCAUUAAGACAAAUGAUAUUAACCGUAUUUCAUGUAGCAUUUUUACCAACUAGACUCUAGCAGAGGCUGAAUUUUCGUGAGGAACAAAGAAAGAGCGCUCCGGCAUAAGCUAACAUAGACGCACUACUGUCCUUACCGAAGACAAGACAAGAGAGGAAGAUGCCAACGUCAACAAAGGACUGCAAACAAAUUGCAUUUGACUUUGGGACACCUGCAAAUCUUGUCUUGUGCAGGGUGUUGAUUCUUGCUACGUUGGUGCAGCAAGCUUGGACAUCCACGAGCUGCGCAUUGAAUUUCCUUGCAAUCAGGGAACACGACUAAAGGCCCUGCUGGGCUCUUCUGGGCUGCCCUACACUAGAUAGCAUCUAACUACCUGUGCACCAUUCCCCAAGACUGCCGGACUCAUAAACUUGUUAAAAGUGAAUGAUUGAAUAAACAAACUGUUAGGUAGGUAGGUAGUCUACCUUUAUUUUUAUAUGGUGUGAGAGGAUGGGGUUAAAAGAAAAAAAAUAUACAGAAGAUAUAAUAUAUUGGCAACGUGGCAGAAACCGUUGCCGAUGUUUCCAAAAAAUGAAGUUUAAAAAAGGAUGGACGCAUUGAAAUGAUACAGUAUCUAAGGAUUCAGUUGGAUUUACAUUAGCUUUGAAUUUUUUGUUUUGUUUUGUUUUGUUUUUUAGGAAUAAAGAAAAAUUGUGAAGAAAAGCAUUUGAAUAUGUUGUUCUAUCAGUGUCGCCUUUUUUCUUAUAAUGGCAUUCUGAUCUGUCUCUGAUGUCAAUUGAACCCUUUAAGAUUUAAAUAUGAUGCAUAUGUAUGAGCAUGUUAAUGAGACAUGAAGUGUCUUCCAUUUCAUUCCCUCUCAUUGUAGUGCCACCAUUUAAUUUUCAGAGUCACAAAACAAGAAAUGCAAUUGUUUACCCCUCAUGGAAAUUAAGGGAGAGUAGUGUUCACUUGCCAUUUUUGUAAUUUAUUAUUAACUCGCUGUAGUUCCAAUUUACCAUGAACACUUUUUACCAUGCAAAAUUUUCACUGGCCUUCAGUGAACAUUACAAAUAAACUGCAGGAGGAUGGCUGUACUGAAGAAGAAGAAAUAAUUCUAUAUGUUUUUAGGUGUAAAACUCUUAGUAGAAAAGAACAAAAAGCAUGUUGAAUGUGCUCUUUGUAGUCUUCAAUGCACAGCUUGAAACAUUGAGUAACCAUUUCCUUCAGGAUUAUUAAAAUAAGCUGCAUAAAGAAACCAAUGCAGUUUAUAUAUAUAUAUAUAUAUAUAUAUAUAUACACACACACACACAUCUUUUGUUACUUUUUUAUAAAUUGAGUGUGAAGAAGGUGAAAAAAUAAAAUAAAUAAAAAAGCCACUGGAUGGAUCAGUUAAGUAUUCUGAGAUGGUGCUUUGUAUAGUUAUAAAAUAUUGUUCAUAUAUGUGGAUCACUGACUGUCACUUAUCUUUAAUUUAAUUACAUUUGAAAGAGGAAAAAAAUACACUAAUGGCUGUAUAUAAUAGGCAAAAAAUCUAUUUACCAAACUCUUUAUGGAUUAUAAUCUGAAUGAUUAUAUAUUUAAUUUGAAUUCUGGUGCACAGAUCUCUUUGAUCUCUUUGUCUUCUCUUCUUAUUAACUUUUUUAUUUUAUUUUAUUGUGUUGUUAAAAAGGCUUCCAGAUGGACCGGAUGCCUUAUUGAGUUUUUAGGAUUUCAAAGGUUUAUUUCUUUUCAGCAUGAUUUACUAGCAACACUUUUAACUUUCAUAGCUGACCGGUGCAAUUUGCUAAAUGUAAGACGCAUUAUCAUUUUUGUAAGAGUGUUUUAUUUUUGUGUGUAAUUAGAUCUGAUUAAACUUGCCUUCAUGAUUGGAUAACAGUGGCCGUCUGGCUCUGUAUGACUUUGUUUAAAAGAUUGCAUAGAAUACGCAAGGGAUAAUGUACUUAUUGCAAAACAAACCACAACAAGGUGAUCCGGAAUCUUAUGGGUUUUUACAUCAUCCCGAAGAGGACUGUACAUUACCGUGCUUAUUACACGGCUACUUACCAAAUAAACUAAUGGACAUGAAAUAUUGAUUUGAGUUGAAAUGAUUUUAUUAUGUGAGAAGAAAGAGACUGUGGAGUGAUACAAGAGAAAUGAAACUAGCACAGCUAUGUAGGAAAUUGGUUGCCUGGGACAAUGAUUGUCAAUUAUGGUUGAACAAAAACAUGACCAAUUUAGAAUCCAGUAUUUCAGAGAGCCGUGUAAUAAAUAGUUUUAAUUUGUCAUUCAGUUCAGUGUCUUUUAAUUUCUAUUGUUAUAGAUAAAGAAAAUUCCUGGGGUAUGAGAGAUUUAUGGCAGGCCAUAUUGCGACAGAUGUUAUCGCUGUGUACAUAGGCCUUGAAAUGCUUUGCAGUUUGAUCCUGUGAUAAAAGUUGGGAGAACAUC
Molecule: messenger RNA, 5438 nt
Organism: Myxocyprinus asiaticus (Chinese sucker)
Lineage: Eukaryota; Metazoa; Chordata; Actinopteri; Cypriniformes; Catostomidae
Product: E3 ubiquitin-protein ligase SMURF2
Exons: 20
Coding region: 370-2718 (782 amino acids)
Biological process (GO): ubiquitin-dependent protein catabolic process; negative regulation of BMP signaling pathway
Molecular function (GO): ubiquitin protein ligase activity; protein binding
Source: RefSeq, a predicted model, not a curated record